GGAGAAGAAAAGAAACUGGGAGACCUUGAGCUUAGGACAGGAAAGGGCUGAGGGAUGCAAGAAGGAAUCAGUGUUCUUACAGUAACAACAAUAGAAGAGGGAACAGAGGUGGGGACUCAGAAAGAGGGGUGUAGAUUAAAGCGACGGAAGAGGAAGAGGGGCCUAAGAUUCACUGUAUCGCGGAGCCUGGGAAGUCACUGCUGGUGGAUCCGCCCCCCUACGGGAGGGACGGAGAGAGGGAGAGAGUAAGACAGGCCGGCCGGCUGGCUGCUGGCUGGCUGGGGCCGUUAGAACAGAUAUCUCUUUGCUUCACACUCCCCCCCCCGAUUUCUUUCCCCUUUUUGUUGCUUGUUCGCUUCGCGCUUGGAGGUCAGUGCGUAAGGAGGGAGGGACCUAGGCUAAAGCGCCGCCCGAGCAGCCCAGCGGGAGCCUAGAGACAGGCCUGGGCUGCAGCCUCAAAAUUAGGAUGUCCCGACACGAAGGUGUCAGCUGUGAUGCAUGUUUAAAAGGAAAUUUUCGAGGUCGCAGAUACAAGUGUUUAAUUUGCUACGAUUACGAUUUGUGUGCAACUUGUUAUGAAAGUGGUGCAACAACAACAAGGCAUACAACUGACCAUCCAAUGCAGUGCAUACUAACAAGAGUAGAUUUUGAUUUAUAUUAUGGUGGAGAAGCUUUCUCUGUAGAGCAGCCACAGUCCUUUACUUGUCCUUAUUGUGGAAAGAUGGGUUAUACAGAAAUGUCUCUUCAAGAACAUGUUGCUUCUGAACAUGCAGAAACAUCAACAGAGGUGAUCUGUCCAAUAUGUGCAGCAUUACCUGGAGGGGAUCCUAAUCAUGUCACAGAUGACUUUGCAGCUCAUCUUACACUGGAACACAGAGCUCCUAGAGAUUUAGAUGAAUCUAGUGGCGUUCGUCAUGUACGUAGAAUGUUUCACCCAGGCCGGGGUUUGGGAGGCCCCCGUGCACGUAGAUCAAACAUGCACUUUACUAGCAGUUCCACUGGUGGGCUUUCAUCUUCUCAGAGUUCAUAUUCUCCAAGCAAUAGAGAAACCAUGGAUCCUAUAGCUGCACAGCUUCCCUCUGGAAUAUGCAUUGAAGAGCUUUUAUCUCAGUUAUCAGGCGUGAGACGUUCUGCAGGGCAGCUCAAUUCUUCUGGCCCUUCUGCUUCUCAGUUACAGCAGCUGCAGAUGCAACUGCAGUUGGAGCGACAGCAUGCACAGGCAGCAAGACAACAACUGGAGACUGCACGCAAUGCAACUAGACGCACUAACACAAGCAACAUCCCAACCACUCUUGCACAAUCUAUAGCAUCAACCAAUACAUCUAACAUAGAAAACAAUCAGCAGACUAUACAGAAUUCCCAGUUUCUUCUUACAAGGUUGAAUGAUCCUAAGAUGUCAGAAGCAGAGCGUCAGUCAAAGGAAAGUGAACGGGCAGACCGCAGCUUGUUUGUUCAAGAGCUUCUACUGUCCACUUUGAUGCAGGAAGAAAGUUCCUCCUCAGAUGAGGAUGAACGGGGAGAAAUUGCUGAUUUUGGUGCUAUGGGCUGUGUAGAUAUUAUGCCUCUAGAUGUUGCUUUAGAAAACCUAAAUUUAAAAGAGAAUAAUAAAGGAAAUGAGCCUCCUCUUUGAUGGCAUCCCACUUUGCAGACAAUGUCCUCUGUGCUGUAUUUGCCAAUGAAAGUGGACAACAACUAUCUUGGGUUUGUUUUGGUGAUUGUAAUUUCAGGUCUGUCACUCUUGUUACAUUGUGUACAUUCAAAGGAAGAGAGAAAAGAUAUAUACGAUAAUCAUUUCCACUUAACCAAUUUUUACUUUUAGCAGGUAAAUAUAGGUUGCAGCGCGGAGAAAAAAGCUCUGCAUCCUGUAGCUCGACGUGCAAAAAGCUCUCCUAAUACUCCACAUUCAAACUGAAGAGGAAAAAAAGAAAAAUCUCUAAUGAAGCUGCUGUGUGUAUUUAUGAAUAUUAAUGAAUAAAAAUUGCUUGGAUGGUUUACCUUAA
This is a messenger RNA of Aquila chrysaetos chrysaetos, 2000 nucleotides long. Its product is annotated as E3 ubiquitin-protein ligase KCMF1-like. The coding region runs from base 467 to 1630 and encodes 387 amino acids. Gene Ontology annotation, biological process: synaptic signaling. Gene Ontology annotation, molecular function: zinc ion binding. The transcript is spliced from 8 exons. Lineage: Eukaryota; Metazoa; Chordata; Aves; Accipitriformes; Accipitridae. Gene Ontology annotation, cellular component: plasma membrane. The record is from RefSeq and is a predicted model, not a curated record.